GACAGAGAGAGAGAGAGGGGGGUAAAGGAGUGAGGUAUAGUUGCAUUCCUGGAGAGAGAGAUCCCUGCCCCUUCCUCGUUCUUCCUCUCAGCGCCUCUCCUCCCUCCUGGUAUCCCGGCCGGCGGCGGCUUUUUUGGGGGGAUUUUGAACCCGGGAAAGCAGAUGAGAGGAGCAGGGCUGCAGGGGUGCAAGAGCAGAACAACGGCGGUGAAACGCUCGGGGAAACUGUAGGAACUCUCGGAGUCUCGGGAGUGCCACAUUCUGAACGCGCGCAAGGGGCAGUUGCGGAGUUUGUACUCGGGGGCGCACCGAGCGGCCAGAUUUUCUUUGAGAAAAAGUCAAACUUUUGGGCUUUUCCUUUCGUGCGCUGGUCAUGGGUUCCCGGAGGACUGUCCAGGCCGGCCGGGCAGCGCUGCUCCUGGCCGGACUGCUCGCGGCUCUCGGGCAGCUUUGCGCGUCCGGUUGCCCGGAGAAAGACCUGGAGGACAGGGAAGAGGAGGCCAACAUAGUUCUGACCGGAACCGUGGACGAGAUCAUUAACGUGGACCCGGUGCAUAACACCUAUUCCUGCAAGGUCAGAGUGUGGCGCUACUUGAAGGGGAAGUCUAACGUGGACCGCGAGAUCCUGCUGGACGGCGGCAACAAGGUGAUGAUCGGCGGCUUCGGCCACCCGGGGAUCUGCGACAACCAGGUGGCCACGGGGGACACGCGCAUCUUCUUCCUCAACCCGGCCCCGGAGUCCAUGGGGCCGGAGCACAAGAGCGAGCUGAUGCUCAACUCCAGCCUGAUGAGGAUUACCCUCCGCAACCUGGAGAACGUGGAGCAGUGCGUGGAAGGUGAGUAGGCGGACUACGAUCU
Menidia menidia (Atlantic silverside) is the source of this 858-nucleotide messenger RNA. NCBI's taxonomy places the organism in Eukaryota, Metazoa, Chordata, Actinopteri, Atheriniformes, Atherinopsidae. The record is from the annotation of a GenBank genome assembly.